UCCUUAUAAUUUGCUCUUCGUUUUCUCCCGUCUCUCUUCCAAUCCGUAUCCGAUUCCGGCUGUAAUAUUUUACGGUUUGUUGAGAUUCACAGUGGUCGCCGCAGAGGCCUAUUUCUGCAUUCUGUUUUGGAAGUUUCCACAUCGCCAUGGAUUCCUUCACGCCGAAGAAGAGCCGCCUCGCGCGCACCUUCGCCAAGGUCCUGCACGAGGAUAUCAGGAAGGCCAAAUCUCGCGAGAAGAUUAACAAGGAUCGAGACAAGGCGGUUGGAGAAGCUUUUGUGGCGAAGCUCUUCGCCGCUUUAUCGUCGAUUAAGGCGUCAUAUGCUCAAUUACAGUGCGCGCAAUCGCCGUACGACGCCGACGUUAUUCAAUUGGCGGAUCGGGCGAUUGUUGCUGAGCUGAAGAAAUUGUCGGAGCUUAGGCAGCGAUUUUCGAAGAAGGAGCUCGCUGAGGCGUCUCCGGCGACGGCGCUGCUCGUCGCCGAGGCUCAGGAGCAGAGCAGUCUCGUGAAGAUGUAUGAGAUCACGAGUCGGAAGCUCGAUUCGCAGGUGAAGCUGAAGGAAUCGGAGAUCGUGUUUUUGAAGGAGAAGCUGGCGGAGAUCGAUGGCGACUGCAAGCUGCUCGACAAAAGGCUCAACUCGAGCGGAGGAGGAGGAGGAGGACAGCUGUCGUUUCGAGAUCGCGGAGAGGUGAGACCGAGCCAUUUCGUAUCGCUGCUUCGGCAGGCGGUGAAGUCGGUUCGGAGCUUCGUUCGGUUGCUCGUGGACGAGAUGGAGUCGGAGGAUUGGGAUCUGGACGCCGCCGCGGCUUCGAUCCAGCCUGGCGUCUCGUUUUGGGAGCGGAGUCACAUUUGCUUCGCCUUCGAAUCAUUCGUUUGCCGAGAGAUGUUCGAUUGCUUCGAUCGCCCCUGUUUCUCCGAAAAAUACGCGUCGUCUUCGCCGGAGAAGGAGAAUCGCCGCCGCGAGUUCUUCGAGAGAUUCACGGAGCUGAAAUCCGCGAGGCCAGCGGAUUAUCUAGGUCGGAAGCCAAAAUCGAUAUUCGCGGAAUUCUGCCGCGCGAAAUAUCUACGUGUAAUUCAUCCGAAGAUGGAGGCGUCGCUUUUCGGCAAUCUGGAUCAGAGGAAUCUGGUGAGCUCCGGCGUGAUGCCGGAGAACGCGUUCUUCGCCACCUUCUGUGAGAUGGCGAAGCGCGUGUGGAUGCUGCAUUGCCUCGCCUUCGCAUUGGACCCGGAGGUGGCGAUUUUUCGGGUGAGCAAUGGGAGCCGGUUCUCGGAGGUGUACAUGGAGAGCGUGAACGACGAGGCUUUCGAUGCAUCCCCGGAGCCAGUAGUGGCGUUCACUGUCGUUCCGGGGGUUAGGGUCGCGAGCGUCGUCGUUCAAUCGCAAGUGUAUUUAAUUUAAGGUGAUCGUCGCCGAUGGCAAAGGCAGGCUUGGAACCUCUUUUUUUUGGUGGUGAUUGCCUUGGCUUGAUUAGAAUUAGGAUUGUUUAUUUAAUUAGAUUUACAUAUGGUUAUGUUGUUGUGUAUCAAUAUCUGCAAAAUUAUUUAAUGAAAGUUGCAGCUGUACAUUGUAUGAUUAAGCUAGUUGGCAUUUGUAUUUUCUUGAA
Salvia hispanica is the source of this 1605-nucleotide messenger RNA. Its product is annotated as protein GRAVITROPIC IN THE LIGHT 1-like. Gene Ontology annotation, biological process: negative gravitropism; response to red or far red light. The record is from RefSeq and is a predicted model, not a curated record. NCBI's taxonomy places the organism in Eukaryota, Viridiplantae, Streptophyta, Magnoliopsida, Lamiales, Lamiaceae.